Molecule: messenger RNA, 2559 nt
Organism: Cercopithifilaria johnstoni
Lineage: Eukaryota; Metazoa; Nematoda; Chromadorea; Rhabditida; Onchocercidae
Source: the annotation of a GenBank genome assembly
AUGGUAUUUUCGAAGGAAUUAGGUUACGAUCCUGAUGAGUGGGAGGAAUGUUCAGAUUCAGAUCAAUUCAUGCUGUUUGGUUUUACCACUAGAAUGUUUCUUUCUCUUACUUCUGUUAUUCUUACGAUUCUCUUUUUCUGGUUUCUUGAAGCUCGAAAACAACUUGAUAAAACACGUGAAGCGGAAAAUCUUCCUCCUACGAAUAUGGACAAAGAAAUCGUGGAUGAAUUGGAAGCGGUAAAGGAAAGGUUGGAAAAACUUGGAAAAUUGAGGCAAAUGGAAGCAAAUUUCAGCAAGGAGGAAACGGAAGCAUUAGAGGAAUGGCAACGGGAAGUGGCACGAAUAGAGGAAUUACGAUUACAGGAUUUGGUUGAACAUGUAAUCGAUGCAUCCGAAACGAUGUUUAUGGCUGAAACGGAAUCUCAAUUUACCGAUCGUCUUUUACCUGCUGAUCAAAUAUCAGUGAAAACAGAUAGUGCCGAAGCAAAACAGUUUGAGGAAAUUCAAAGGAUAAUAGAUCAAACACCUUCACAGAUGUCACCAAACAAAUUUGCCGUUCCAGCCGCAGUUCAGUCGGCAGCUUACACAGAAGAUGUUAUUGCCAGCAUUCAGGAUGCAGCAAGUACUAUUGUAAUAGGCAGCGAGCGAGAAAAUGGGAGUGUUAGUACUACGAAUGAUUGGGAAGCUCUCGCUCAAUCGGAAUUUCCCGUUGAACGAGUUCAAGAUUUUGUUUACAAACCGAAUGAUAACGAAGUGAGCGAUCAGAAUAUUCAUACAUCAAUUGAAAACGAUGAUGAUUUUGUGAAAGUUUAUAAGGAUAAGCUACAAAAGAGUGAUACUGCAAUGCUACAAGAAGGAAGUCAACAAACGACUGGCACAACUCUUCCUGAUAUCACUAUUCAGAAAACAUUGGAGGAAAGACAACAACCAAUAAUAACUGAGUUGUUAUCAUCUGAUCAAUUAUCUGUUGCAAUGACUGGAGCGGAUUACAUCACAGAAGAAAAUCAACAGCAAAAGCUAUUACAGAAACUUGAUAAGGAAACAUUCGAAUUGAUUCCAACAACAACUUUAACGACAAAACCAAUAGAAACUGACCAAAUACAUACACCAAUUGCGCAAACAGCUGAGAAAGCAUUGACACUGAAAGUGGCCGAUGAUAAUAAUAUGAUGAAUGUAGAUGGAAAGCCUGUACUUCCCACCACAAUCACAGAAGAUCAGCCACUUACGGAUGAAGAAUGUAGACGAUUAGUGGAAGCGGAAAUAUACAUACAAGAUGCCAUCGAUUAUGUGGCCAGUGAGAUUCGUUCCGAAGCACCUGGUGGUUUCAUCGUUGAAGAAGACAUGUUAAACAAUACAAAUGAAAGUGGUAAUAUCAUCGGUGCUCCUAAUUUACAACAAUUACCCGCUUCUCCGGAAGCUACAAGUCGAAUGUUCAAGACCAAUGAAAUAUUUGAAAAAGUGGAAGAAUCGGCAGAAAUUGAUGAUGCGAUGACAUAUGCUCCUGAGAUACAAUCCAUCGAAAUUCAACCCGAUGAAGCAAGCGUUAACAGUGAAAAUUUAUUGGAAUAUUUCGAUCAAGUUGCUACAGAAUGCAUUGAUGUCCCAUCAUUACCGCAAUCGAUAAAAAUUGCCGAAAAUACACCAUUUACAAAACCGAUCGAAUCAUUACAAUCAUUAUCUUUACAGAGGAGUUCAAAGAGUUUGACCCCAAGUGGAAGUCAACCACAGAUAAAGAAACGAAGUUCAUUGUUAAGUGUACUCGGUGUAACAAGUACACAAGAAAUGUUGUUAACAUUAACAUCACUUGAAGAUUUAUCAAAUGCUAUGCGUAAAGCUGGUUUACAGUCUACAAAUUUAAUUUUUGGUAUUGAUUAUACGGCUAGCAAUAAGUACCAAGGUGAACGAUGCUUUCAAGGGCAGUCUUUACAUUCGGUGGAUGCUUUUAAAGAAAAUCCGUAUCAACAGGUAAUUAAAAUCAUGGGGCGGAUAUUGGCACCCUUUGCUACGUCUGGUUUUAUACCAGCUUAUGGUUUUGGGGAUGUGAAAACGAGUGAUUGGUCAGUGUUCAAAUUAAAGCCUGAGGGUGAAUGCAGAAAUCUCGAUGAAUUAUUACAAGUAUAUGAUGCAAUCACUCCAACAAUAAAUUUAAGUGGUCCAACAAAUUUCGCUCCGCUAAUUUACGAAGCUAUUGAAAUUUGCGAGAAAGUUCAAGAUUAUCAUAUAUUAGUGAUAGUAGCUGAUGGACAAGUGACGAACGAAAAGGCUACUCGGAGGGCAAUUGUACGAGCAUGCCAACAUCCGCUGUCAAUUAUUGUGGUCGGUGUUGGUGAUGGACCAUGGGAUAUGAUGAAGGUAUUUGACGAAUCUUUACCAAGAAGACCCUGGGAUAACUUCCAUUUUGUUGAAUUUCAUGAAGUGAUGCAAAAAGCGAAUAAUAUCGAUGCCGGUGAACUAUCAUUCGCAGUACAAUCAUUAUUGGAAAUACCGGAUCAAUAUAAUACAGUUCGUCAAUUGGGACUAAUACGAUCAGUUUCACCAAUACCCGAACAUAAUCCAUAA